AGCAGAUGCAAACUGAUUUAUUGGUUGAAGACUAAUCAUCUCUCACAUGAAAGUUACAAGCCACAAACGUGCAGAGAUAAAAGAUGGAGCCGAUGUUUUCUCUGCCUGAGAUCAUCCUAAGUGACAGAGAAGAGCCUGCUUCUACUCAGUCAGAAUCCCUUAACUUUUCCUCACAUUGCCACCAACUGGCUCCUGCUCCUCAAGAGGAGCCAGACAUCCACAGGUUGUCAGAUCCCUCCUUUCAGACAAGCCCAGUUGGACAGUUUUGUCAGCCAGAACCUUAUCCUGUGACGGGCGAAUCGGUGUUGCUGAGAACUCCCACGGUUGCAGACAUGCUCCAGAGGAGAGCCAACCCCGAUCACAGAGCAGACGCACUGUAUUGGACACAAAGGGACUCAAACCAGCAAUGUGUGCAGCAUCUGAUCCCAAGCUUGGCCGGCCCCAUCCAACCUCAAGCUCAGGACUGCCCCUCUUCCUUCACCGUCCUGCCUGGUGUGUGUCCCCAGACUUCACCCCCUGAUGCCAGGUUCCAACCUGGAUUCACACCACUUUUGCCGGAGAUCAUAGUCACCCCAGGUUGUAGUUCCUAUUUAUUGGUUCCUAUCAGCAGCCCGCCAGAGUGCUGCUGCAACGCAUGUUCGCCUCCUCAUUCUUGGCUCCUGCUGCCUGAGGUUCGUCCCAGCUGGUGCUCGUGUCCACAGGCGGUGCCCGUCCAUCAGCCCUGCAGUCCAGACCGGGUCUCGAGGAGAACGGCUCAGCGGGUCAGCAGGUGGCCGAUGUCGGGGACAGAGCAGACUGAAGAGCACAGCAAGUCGGAAGAAGAAGAGCAGAAAAAGAAUCUACCCAACAAUUACAAACUACAAGCAAACAACACAGACGAUAACAGAACAAAGUCCAAGGUUCCUCCUGGAUCUCUACCAUCUUCGGAGGAAGAAUCACUGGCAGAAGUCGACUUGGAGAAAUACAUGGCGGUCGUGGACUCCCUCAAGAUCCAAGAGGAUUGGUCAGGGGAGGCCAAAAACAAUGAAAAAGAGACGAAGCUGAAGAUAGAGAACGGUUCGUUUCUGGAGUAUCUGGAUGAACUGUGCAGUGAUGAGAACUUUGUCAGAGAGACUGGUUCGACACUGAAUGCAGAGUACCUGGAUUUCCUGCUUUCUUCAGACCCAGAGCUCAUUGACCUUUCACUGAAAAAACAAGACCAAGAGGUGGGGUCGACGCUGAAUACAGAGUACCUGAAUCCCCCCCUUCCUUCAGAUCCAGAUCCCAUUGACCUAGUGUUACGAGAGAUUUUGGAAGUGCUCCAGCAAAAGAUGUCAUAUCAAUCUCCAGCUGACUCCAGCAGAGUCACUCCUGUAACCCAUGAAACGUCUCCGGGGGCUUCACGUGUCCAGGAAACUGCACCUCUCCCAAAUGCUCAACCCCCCAUUUUGGAUCCUCCAUGCUCACAGUCUGACACAAAUCCAAACCACGAUGGACAUAAUCCACCUCUGAGCAACGAAGGGCCAAAGGAAGGUCGGUCGAGCUGUUCUCCCCUCCUUCCUUCGCUCCUUCUGGAAGAACCACUGCCAACUGAUGCCACACUCAGAUACAAUAACCCUGUUAAUGCCUCGUCUCCUCUUAACCUCAAUGGCUCCCUUACUUCACCACAGCAGAUGCUUGCCAAUCUCUUCCCAGGCCCCAGUCUUUAUUCUGAUUUGGAGGCAAGAGACAAUGAUGCAUUGGUAGAGGUACCUGGGACCACAGGGGAUGAGUCAGAAGAAGCCUCAACGUCCCUCUCAAACCUUGGAGACACGCAGUCGGCUCAGGCAUCCCAAACGCUUCAGGAAGGACCUCUAGCUGUGGAUCCUCCCGGCUCUGAGUCCCCCCCAACCUCUGGUGUUUCAGGGUCCAACGAGGACCCUCGUACGAUUGUCACCACGGAUCAUGGUCCUAGUUUCAGAGCUGAUUUGUUGACUGUCGGCGCACCGCAUCCAGCGGACCCUCCGGCUCCGACGGCCCUGGUUUUGAAAACGCUUCCUUGCCCACUGCCUCAGAUAAGAAGACCUGAGGAUAAAUGUAGCCCCAAAAGCAUUUACCCAAAGUCCUCUUGUCUCGCGGCAAUUGCUGCGCCAGCUAAUUCGCCUUUCUUGGCAGAUCCCUACGCAAACUCUUGUUAUCCCCCAGUUGAUAUGUCAGACUCUGUGCCUGAAAAACAGACAGUAGAGCCACCCAAAGAAUUGCAACUUUCUGAAGACCUAGCAUCCUCCGAGCUCAGGGAGACAGCAGCGACACAAAAGCAAACAGCUUCAAGAGAAGAAGGGAUGACUAAGACAUUUGAAAGGAAGAAAGAGAAGAAGACCAAACCCAAGGGAACAACAAACAUUAGACAAAGUCAGAGGCUGUCAGGUAAAAUGGAAAAAGCAAGACCGAGUGGUGAAUUCACAAUAGAGAAAGCAGAGGAGAAGAAACCACGUGAAAAGAGCGUUAAGAAAACCGCUAAAUUCACCCAAGAGAGGAACAGGCUGGUUUAUGGAAAACAGAAGAGACUGUCCUCAGGAGGAAGGCAAUUAUUUAAAAAAGAGGAGAGUCAUUUUGAAGAGUUGAGCCAAGCGACAAAAACAGCAGAUACAGCCGAGCAAUUUUCAGAGAUUGGAGAGAAGGUACAACGUCAAAGACUCACAGGGGAGAGGAGAGAGAAACUCGAGGUGGAGGGAGGAGAACAGAGCAAGACCGGUAACCCCAACGUGAGCACAGAAAUACCCCCUUUAACCAAAAUGCCACCAGAAGAGAACGAGCUGGUUGAGAGAAGAAAAGAGGAGGGGAUUCAAAUGUCCAGUUUUGUAAAGAGAAGAACCUGGAGCAUGGCGACGGAGGAAAAAGUGCAGCUGAGAGGGGAAAUCAAACACUCCGCAAUGGAGAGAAGCGAGAUGAAGUCCUCCCCUAAGAGAGAAAUGCAGGAGGAGGACAAACUGGAAGUAAACGUGAAGGAGGAUCCAACUGUACAAAAGAUCCUGCCAGUUCCAAGUCCGACAAAAAGAAGCAGAAACAGGAGAGACAAAGGGGAGAGUAGGGAGCAGGCUGGCAAUGCUACUAACACAAAUUCAACAUGUUGCAAGACCAACAAGGUGGACAAGCUUCCCACACCCAAAUCUUCUCUGCAGAGCCCAAAAGUUCAGACAGACACUCAUUCAACAAGAGACUCAAUUUACAGCUUAAGGUCACAAAUUGGGUCAAAAAGGCCAGUACAUAAUAGGCUAGGAAUUCAAGAGAACAAGGCAGCCAAGGCUGCACAUCAACCGUCUAACCCCAAGCCAACAGCAGCUGCGAAAGACGAAAGUGUAAAUGUAGAAGAGGCAGAACGCCCAAGCGCCACGCUGAGUCCGACGAAAAGAUACCGGCAUGAACGUGGUGAUGCUGAAAGAGGGAGGGAGACGAAGGUAAACGAGACGGACAAGGCGGAGAUUGAAACCGAAAUGAUCCGUUUAAGUCCGAUGAAAAGAGGAAGGCGGCAGGGAAGAGUGGAGGCAAAUACAGGCCGAGACCAAAAGCAGAAGGUAACAGCGAAGGAAAAAAGGUAAAGAAGGGCGCCAGAGACAAAGAUGGGACGGAAACAUCUGGCCCUUACCCUCAACAAUAAGUAGUAUGAAGGCUAAGGACGGACGGAUUUCAAAUGCAUCAGCUGGACAGGACGCUUUUAAGUG
Messenger RNA from Perca flavescens (yellow perch), 3680 nucleotides. RefSeq lists its product as uncharacterized. The record is from RefSeq and is a predicted model, not a curated record. Bases 84 to 3557 code for a protein of 1157 amino acids. The transcript has 8 exons. Lineage: Eukaryota; Metazoa; Chordata; Actinopteri; Perciformes; Percidae.